UGUAAGCAGCAAGGUGCCGCUUUGCUCUCAGAACGCAGUCUUUCCAAGAGGACUCAUUUUUGCCGAUGCUGGAACGUUCCAAUGAGUUUACAUAAUCACCCCAAAGAAGUGACCCAUGCAGCCUCUUUUUCCUUUAAUGGGAGCACAGAUGUGCUGGUGCUGCAGAGCACUGGCAGAGAAGACAAUUGCACAGAACCUGGAGCAACCUUCCAACAUUCCCUUUAUGCAGCCACGUACACGAUUGUCUUCAUACCAGGCCUCCUGACCAACAGCAUGGCCCUGUGGAUCUUAUGCCGCUUCACCAGCAAGCACAACAAAAAUGUCAUCUUCAUGAUUAACUUGGCCAUGGCUGACUUUGCUCACGUCCUCUCGUUGCCUCUGAGGAUAUAUUAUUACAUCAACUAUAAGUGGCCAUUUGGGAGCUUCCUUUGCCAGCUCUGUUUCUAUGUGAAGUAUCUCAACAUGUAUGCCAGCAUUUGCUUCCUUACUUGCAUCAGCAUGCAAAGGUACCUCUUCCUGCUCCACCCGUUCAGGGCCAAAGACUGGAAACGGAGGUAUGAUGUGGCCAUCUCUGUCACUGUGUGGAUCAUUGUUGGAGCCGCUUGCUUGCCUUUUCCAUUGUUGAGAAGUUCCAAUGGCAACGACACUUGCUUUACCGACCUUGGCAUCAAGAAGAUUGGCGGCAAGGCCAGCUCAGUCUUGGUAGUGCUGGUGGCCGAAUUGCUUGGCUUUUUCAUCCCUCUUGUCGUCAUCGUCUAUUGCACCUGGAAGACAAAAGCCUCACUCCAAGAACCCCAUUUCCCCUUGCAAAACACUACUGAGAAGCGGAAGGCAUUACGGAUGGUGGCCAUGUGUGCUAUAGUCUUCUUUGUGUGCUUCACCCCAUACCACAUCAUGUUUUUCUUCUUUAUGAUGGUGAAAGAGGGCAUUAUCGGAGACUGUGCCGUAGUCCAGAGUAUCCUGUACCUGCACCCUUUUUGCUUAAGCCUCGCAAGUCUUACCUGUUGCUUGGAUCCAAUCCUCUAUUUCUUUACAACAUCAGAAUUCCAGAGUCAGAUCUCAAAACAUAGCAGCAUGGCCACCAGGAGUCGUUUGAUGAGCAAAGAAAGUGCUUCUUCUGUUAAGGAUUAAAAUAAGUUGGACCUCUAGCUGGCCAAGGAACCAUAGGAAGCUGCCCUAUGCCAAAUCACAAUACUGAUCCAUCUAACUCAGCAUUGUCUAAAGUUACUGGCAGAUUCUCAAUUAUAGUGAAUGAGGAGGGAACAGAUCUUUGUUUUCAACAUACCUGAUUCAGUCCUAAAGGCUGUGAAACAAAUCAGGCUUGUUCUCAAAACUAAAAUUAAAAAUCAAAAUCAAAUUUGUGGCUAGUGCAUCCCUUCACUUGCCGUACAUGUGUGGACUCCCCCAUGAUGUGAAAACGUGUGUGCUCCACAUUCCAUACCAUGGAGUGGGUAGAUGGGGAAGAGGAGGAGCCUACAUGCGUAGGUCAGGGUCCUCUCUACAAACAUCAUCCAGGUUGUGAACAGUGGGGACAGGGCUGCAGAAUCAUUGAGUCGUAGAGAUGUAAGGGGCUUAUAAGACCAUCUAGUCCAACCACCUCCUCAAUGCAGAAAUCCAAAUUGCAUACCAGACAGGUGGCUGUCCAGCUGCCUCUUGAAUGCAUUGUGUUGGAGAGCUCACCACCUCCCUAGGUCAUUGGUUCCAUUAUCAUACCCCUCUAACGGUUAGGAAGUUGUUCCUGAUGUUCAGCAGAAAUCUGGCUUCCUGUAACUUGAACCCACUAUUCGGUGUCCUGCACUCUGGAAUGAUCAAGAAGAGAUCCCAGUCCUCUUUGUGUGACAACCUUUCAAGUACUUGAAAGCCUGUACAUUUCCGAGCUCGAUUCAAGGUGCUGGUUUUAAUCUAUAAAGUCUUACACAGCUUAGGAGCACAAUACCUGAUGGAAACCUCUCCCAACAUGAACCCACCAGUACACUACGCUCAACAUCCAAGGCCCUCCUCUGGGUGCCUACUCCGAGGGAAGCUAGGAGUCUGGCAACAAGGGAGAGGGCCUUUUCAGUGGUGGCCCCCAAAUUAUGGAAUGAUUUCUGUGACGAGGUGUGUCUGGCACCAACACUGUUAUCUUUUUGGCACCAGGUCAAGACUUUCCUCUUCUCCCUGGCAUUUUAGCAUGUGUUUUUAAAUUGCUUUUUAAUUUUUAAAUCGGUAUAUUUAAUGUUUUAAUUCUUGUAAACAGCCCAGAGAGCUUGGCCUAUGGGGUGGUAUACAAAUGGAAUAAAUAAAUAAAUAAGUACUUUAAAGUACAUGAAGAAUACUAUCGGAUCUCCCCACUCUCUUCUCAUCUCAAGGCUCAACAUGCCCAGUGCUCUCAGUCUGUAUCUGUGUGUGAUGAUGAGGGCAGUUCCAGUUGGCACAACCUCACUUUCCAAUUGUGAAUUGUGCAAGGGGAAACACCCAAAUAGGACUAUGGUAUGCCUUUCACAUGUAAGAAGAGCAUAAGAACUAUCUUAUAGACAGAGCUGUUUUUAUAGUGAGUCAGACCACAGGUCCAUCCAUCUCAGGGUUUCAAACAAGAACCUUUCUCCACUCCUAUCUGUAGAUGCCAGGGGUUGAACCUGGGGCCUUUGGCAUGCAAAGCAUGUGAUCUACCACUGAGCUACGGCCCUUUCCCUGAUAAAGCAAGAUAGGAAGCUGCCUUAUACCAAGUCUGACCACUGGUCCCUCUAGCUCAGUAUUGUCUACACUGACUGGCAGUGCCUUCCCAAGGUUUCUGACUGGGGACAUUCCUAGCCCUACCCAGAUACGCUGAAGAUUGAACCUGGGAUCUUCUGCAUGCAAAACACGUGCUCUGUCAAUGGGCUACAGUCAAUUCCCACCCCCAUUCUCAAUACAGCAGCUGCUGCAGUUUUAAGUGGGAGACUUAUGGAGAAUGAGGCUGUAAAAACAACAAAAUAGGAUAGUCACCUAGUUAAAGAGAUUAUGCAGGCCCAUUUUUAAUUUUUUUUUAACAAAUACAUGUACCUUUCCUCAGAAGCAAAUCCCGCUGAUUUCCAUGGAACUCAUUCUCUGCAAGUAUACAUCAUAUGAGUUUCAACUGAGUCGUCAGUGGGUUUGUUGAUGAUAUUUGCAUAAACGUGUAUAUACAUGAAUAAAACAAUCAUU
This is a messenger RNA of Rhineura floridana, 3162 nucleotides long. Its product is annotated as putative P2Y purinoceptor 10. The transcript has 2 exons. Gene Ontology annotation, biological process: phospholipase C-activating G protein-coupled receptor signaling pathway; positive regulation of Rho protein signal transduction. Gene Ontology annotation, molecular function: G protein-coupled receptor activity. NCBI's taxonomy places the organism in Eukaryota, Metazoa, Chordata, Lepidosauria, Squamata, Rhineuridae. The record is from RefSeq and is a predicted model, not a curated record. The coding region runs from base 82 to 1131 and encodes 349 amino acids. Gene Ontology annotation, cellular component: membrane.